CAGUGGAUGUCAGCAUACGUUGUCUGUGAAGGUGUCACUCAUUGACGCAACCAUUGAUGUAUUGUUUGGUGUUUUGGUAUCGCAUUGAAUGAGUGGUCAGUGUGAAGGUGUCUCCAUUAGUGGAUCGCAUUAGUGGUGAGAAGUGGUUGUAUGGAAGAGUUGGUGCAAACGGUUGAGAUGUCCCACAUUCCGGUGUCCAGAGAUGAAGUGGUCGAUGAGUUGGGGACCAAUCGAGGGCCCAAUCGGUCCAAGCAGUGGAGGAAUGGGAGCCAAAGCCAGUCUGUGGGCAAUCGACGUAUGGCUGACUCGGAGUUCACGUCAAUGUCGGGCCAAAGUCCGCAACGACUGGUGCGAAGCGAUGGCAAUGAGGAGGCGUCCGAGCGGUCCAACAGUCCGAUCGAUGACAACCAACUCGAAGAAGAGGAACUGAAAUACGGCGCCAAACACGUGAUUAAGCUCUUCAUUCCGGUCAGUGUCUGCAUGUUUUGUGUGGUGUUCACCAUAAACUCCAUAUCCUUCUACUCGUCCACAAACGUCUAUAUGGUUUACACGCCAUUCACUGACCAGUCAGUGGACACCACAACCAAAGUGUGGCAGUCCUUCGCCAACGCAUUCAUUCUGAUGGCUGUCAUUGUGGUCAUGACUAUAGUGUUGAUAGUGUUAUAUAAGUUCCGGUGCUAUCGAGUGAUCCACUCGUGGCUAAUAAUAUCAUCUUUAAUGCUAUUAUUCUUAUUUAUGUUCAUAUAUUUGGGAGAAGUCUUGAGGGCCUAUAAUAUACCCAUGGAUUACAUAACAGUCGCUCUAUUCAUGUGGAACUUCGGUGUCGUCGGAAUGGUAUGCAUCCACUGGAAGGGCCCGCUUCUCCUCCAACAGACAUACCUUAUCCUAAUAUCAGCCCUAAUGGCACUGGUAUUCAUUAAAUUCCUUCCCGAUUGGACCACUUGGGUAGUGCUCGGAGUGAUCUCAGUCUGGGAUCUCAUAGCAGUUCUUUGCCCUAACGGUCCGCUCAGGAUAUUAGUAGAGACGGCACAGGAGAGGAAUGAGACUAUAUUCCCGGCAUUGAUAUACUCAUCAGCGGUGGCCUACUAUGUGGGCACAGCCACCACUGAUAAUACCAAUGACACCAACAAUCACGCAGAAGAUGAAGACUCUGCGACCCAGAGAUUACCUGAAGUGAGGUUUACUGACCCGAGAGGACCCAUUGCUAACCCCUAUGGGAACGAGUCGUCGUCACAAAUACUGCCCUCAGAAGUGAUGGAAGAGGAGAGAGGAGUGAAAUUGGGUUUAGGAGACUUCAUAUUCUAUAGCGUUUUGGUGGGAAAGGCCUCCUCUUAUGGCGAUUGGAACACAACUCUGGCCUGUUUUGUGGCCAUUCUUAUCGGACUCUGUCUAACACUCCUAUUGUUGGCUAUAUUUCGCAAAGCAUUGCCAGCCCUUCCCAUAUCGAUCGCUUUUGGUCUCACCUUCUACUUCGCCACUUCCACUUUGGUUCAACCCUUUGCUGACCGCCUGUCCAGUCAACUCGUCUAUAUUUAGCACAAGUAUUAACUCAAUGUUUGAUAUUAUUUGCGAUUUGAACCAAUGUUUGAGAUUAUAAUAAAUUAAAUGAAAUGGUUUUUUAAGACCUCUCAUACAUAACACUCUAAUGACUCGUAUUUUGAAAAGUUCUCUGAAGUGAAAAAUCUGCGGGAAGUGAACCAAAAGAUCCGCAAAACUAAUUUCAUUCUACUGUUCAGAUGAUUGAUACAGU
This is a messenger RNA of Oppiella nova, 1750 nucleotides long. NCBI's taxonomy places the organism in Eukaryota, Metazoa, Arthropoda, Arachnida, Sarcoptiformes, Oppiidae. The record is from the annotation of a GenBank genome assembly.